AUGGAUUCACGGAAAGUCAAGUUACAGAAUUAUGCUGAACCCGAUUUGGAAGGAUUUGCUAAACCCAGAGAGCUCGAUGACCACAGCAAGCUUAAUGCUUUCGUCUCUGGACCGUCCAAAAAAUCAAAGUACGUGAAAGAAAAAGAAGCUGCAGAAGCCAAGAAAAAGGAAGAAGAAGAACUCGCAGCAAAAGCCUACGAAGACUUUGUGGCUGUCUUCGAUUCUAACGAUCGGUCGGGCAGUGGUCGAGGUAAAUCUGGCUCCGGUCAAAGUAAAGUUGCUCAGGGGAAGACUUUUGUCAGAGCAGGUGCAUCUGGUGGCCCAGCGGCUUUGUACAAUCCUAUAGUGGAAAAGGCCGAGAAGGCUGCUACCAGUACUUCCGAACGACCUCAACACUCUAAGUUGACUUUCUUCGAAAAUGAAGAUGUCCGUUUGCAACUUGACAAGAGUCAUAGGGCCUUAUUCUUCUCGCCCUCAAUCGGCAAGGGUCACUUCAAUUUUAUGGAAACUCAAAUCCCUGUAAACUUUUACUAUGAGGACAGGAAAGACGCUGAAAGAGAAGGGAGACUAGGUGCGAAGGCCAGCAAGGAUCCUCGUGGGAUGAGUAUCACAGCUUUGGCUGCAUUGGAAACUGCCCCUUACUUAUCUGGCGGUUCAAGAGAUACUGGCGACCCCUUGACCACAAACGUUCACGUCGGGAACUUGCCUGGCACUAUCUCCGAACAAACUCUGGGGGCAUUUUGCGUGAAGUGGGGUCCGAUCGUUUCUCUAAAAAUUAUGUGGCCACGCAGCGGUAGCGAUAAUAUCGGUGGUGCUGGAUAUGGUAUGGUUGCUAUGCGUCAGACUAAAUCAGGUGGCCUCAAUGGUUUUGUCUCCUACAUGAGGCGAUCCGAUGCUGAAAGAGCAUGUCGCGAAUUGGACGGUUUCGAUUGGGGUGGCAAUAUCUUACGUACAGGGUGGGGUAAAGCGAUGCCUAUGCCACCUGGUCAUAAAGCACAAUUCGAGUUACCGAGAGAAUCUCGUAUGACAUCGCGAUCACCAUCACCCAAACGCCGCCGAUAUGCGAAGUCUUCGCCUAAUCGCGACUCCCGUCGCCGAAGAAGAUCCCGCAGUACCUCAUCGCCCGAUUCCCGUGAUUAUGACCGACACCGUCGCUCUCGAUCUCGCUCAGAUGAGGACAGGGGUCGAUCAUCGAAACGCAGAAGGCAGUAUGACUCCCGGUCCCGUUCGCGAUCAAUGUCUCGAUCUCGAUCAGUCUCAUAUGAUCGUUCCAGGUCACGUUCGAGAUCUUAUCGUUCACGCACUAGGUCCAGAUCGCGUAACUACAAGGAUAACCGUAUUUGGCCAAAACUACCUAAUGGAGAAGAAGAAGAAAAAUUUAUCACAACAGUGGCUAAAAAGGUUCUCGAGCAUGGAGAACGAUUCGAAAGAACGUUGAGAGAAAGAGAAAAGUCAAACCCCAAGUUCAAUUUUCUCAUCGAAAGUGAUGCCCCAGCCCAUCAUUAUUUCAGAAUGCUUAUAGAUCGCCAUUAUCGUCCACCAUCUCCCCCUCCGCCCACAUUCGCCGAUGAGGGUUACGCUUCUAUCUACUCUACGGAUUCAGCUGAAGACUCAGAAAAUGAACGGUUGCCUAAGGGUAAACUGGGGAAAUAUAGCCGCAAACGAUUUCAAGCUAUGCUUAGGAGCGUCACUCCACAGCGAGAAAGGAUUGCAAGAUGUAUGGCAUUUGCAUUGCAUCAUGCCGAUGCAGCUGAUGAAGUGGCGGAAAUAUUAGUCCAAUCUUUAACAAUUGAUAUGACACCCAUUCCACGCAAGCUAGCACGACUCUAUGUAAUCUCCGACAUCCUACACAACAGUUCAAAUUCUUUACCUAACGCGUGGAAGUAUCGACAAGUAUUAGAGAAACUGUUGCCAGAUGUAUUUGAUCAUCUUAAUUUGAUCUAUAGAUCAUUUCCAGGUCGAAUUAAAGCGGAAACGUUCAAAAAACAAAUCACAGUCAUUGUGAAUGUAUGGAGUUCAUUUAUGGUGUUCAGCCAAACUUCAAUUGAUGAUUUUAAUAUCAGGUUGGUGAAGAUGGAUGAAGAAGAGAUUGAUGGGGACGGAAUCUACACUGGACCAGAAGGAGAUGAUGUGGAUGGGAUGGUAGUUGAAGAGUGGAAUGAUGAGAAUCCUGAAAUAGAUGGUGAAUUAGGAGGCAACGAUGUAACCACUCGAUCUAAUACAGGGUUUGCACCUGCUUUCAAACCAGCGGUAAUGGAGAAAAGCUCUUCAACUUCACAAAAUGAAUCUGAAACAGGUCCUGUGAAACUUUCAGGCGCAAUCAAGUUGCUAUGA
Melampsora larici-populina 98AG31 is the source of this 2334-nucleotide messenger RNA. RefSeq lists its product as uncharacterized. Gene Ontology annotation, molecular function: RNA binding. The record is from RefSeq and is a predicted model, not a curated record. Gene Ontology annotation, cellular component: nucleus. The transcript has 13 exons. NCBI's taxonomy places the organism in Eukaryota, Fungi, Basidiomycota, Pucciniomycetes, Pucciniales, Melampsoraceae. Bases 1 to 2334 code for a protein of 777 amino acids. Gene Ontology annotation, biological process: RNA processing.